Molecule: messenger RNA, 543 nt
Organism: Plasmodium fragile
Lineage: Eukaryota; Apicomplexa; Aconoidasida; Haemosporida; Plasmodiidae
Exons: 1
Coding region: 1-543 (180 amino acids)
Source: RefSeq, a predicted model, not a curated record
AUGAAUAUGGAGUCAAAGAACCUUGUGAACUUAUCGGUGUUCGCAUCGAUAAACGCACUGUACAUUCUGCUGUAUAUUUUUAACCAGACAUUUGUACAAGUAAUAUGUACACUAAGCAUUUUGCUUCUCCUGUUAAGCGGGCUGCUUGUAUUUUUGCAAGUACCUAAGAUUUCAGAGUAUAAGGAUAAUGACAAGCUGGAGAUAGUGUCGAAGGAAAUGAUCGAGAGCUGUGUCAUGUUUAUAUAUGAAUUAAUAAAUGACAAAUUAACCUUAGCAAGAAAAUAUUUAUUGUGGACCAACCGAAUGGAGAAUGUUACUGUAAUUAUUGCGCUUUAUUCUGUGGGUAAUUUUCUGUCCUUUGUAAAUUUCAGCGUUCUUUUUUACAUGAUCACUUGGGCCAUAUUUUUAUAUAACCAUAUUAACAAUGUAUACAUAACGAAGAUUUGCAAGAUAGCCCAUCCCUAUUAUGUUGACGUAAGGGACCAGGUCAAGUACAUGUUCGAUAACAUCCCCAAAUUGAAACAUAUCAAGAAAACCAUUUAA